GGCGCCGACGGCCGAGAGGGCUCAGGGCUCGAGGUCGGUUCCCCGCGACUCGUUCCUCGGGGUCACGGCGGAGGCGGAGGCGAGGAGAUGAGCAGCAUGGAUGGCAUGGAGCCUCAGAGCCCCAGCCAGGGGUGGGAUGACCCUACGUCCCCCCCCCCACAUGACCCAGGCUCUCCCAGCUCCCGAGAUUCCCUCAGCCGAGACAACCCCUCCAGCCCCCCCAACCCAGGGAGUCCGAGGGGUCCCACGAGCCCCGAUGGGCCCAUGAGCCCUGAUGAGGAAGAGGAGGAGGGCCCCAUGAGUCCUGAUGGCCCGGCCAGUCCCGACAACUCGGCCAGUCCCGAGGGCCCCAUGAGCCCUGACAACCCUGCCGGCCCCAUGAGUCCUGAGAACGCCGCAGGCCCCAUGAGUCCAGAGAACCCUGCCAGCCCCAAGGGCCCCAUGAGUCCAGAUAAUCCAGCAAGUCCAGAAGGCUCAGACUACCCGAUGAGUCCCAGCCAUUCACGAGAAUUGAGUCCGAAGCGCCCCCACAGUCCUGAGGGUCCGGCCAGCCCUGAUGACCCUGCCAGCCCCGACCCCCAGGAGAGCUCUCGCGAGGGAGGCCCCCGAACGCCCCAGAGUCCAGGCAGUCCUCGGGGCCCCAGAAGCCCUGGCGACCAGUCCAGCCUGGAGAGUCCUGACAGCCCAGACAACUUUGCCAGUUCGCCCGUCCCAUCCAACCCCAAGUCGCCUCCAGAGGCAGGAGAGGAUGACGACGACGACGAGGAAGGCCAGGCAGACAGACUCUCCGAAAUCUCGGAAGGAGAUUCUGCGCUGAAUGGAGAAGAGGAGGAUGGCAGUGAUGGCGAGAGUGCCCCAGCCAGGGACGAUCGGCCUGGUAGGGGGCAGAACCUCAAUGGCAGCGAGAGGGACCUGGACGAAGGUGGGCGGGCCUCCAAGCGCCGCAGUGAUGAGGGUCUCGGUCUCAAGGACGAGUUAGACUUCGAGGCAGAGAGAGAGAGUGGGGAAGAGGAUGGAGAGGAGGGAGAAGAAGGAGAAGAUGGAGAGAAAAAGAAGAAGAAAUGCGACCCUGAAAACCGCGAAGAAGGAGAGCUGUCGGAUGAAGAUGAAGACGAUUCCCUCCUGCGGCAAGAACCCAAGACUGUCUGCAGAUUCUUCAACAAGGGCCAGUGCACUUGGGGCACUAACUGCCGCUUUCUCCACCCCGGCGUGUCUGACAAGGGCAACUACAACAUGUUCGCACCGGCCAAGCCCCAGAACUCCAACGACAAGGAAGAGGACAGUUCGGAGAGAGAGCGGCCAAGAGAAAUCCGGAGAUUUAUUCCCGAACCUUCGCCAUUUGAGUCGGCUUGGGAGCGGGGGCUGCGGUAUGCCAAGGAGAUGAUGAAGCGAGCCAAUAAACGCAAGGAGACAGACGCAGAUUUUGAGGAGAAGCGCUUCAACCUGAGCUUGGGUCAGGCAGAACUUGACAGAGAAAACGACUACUACACCCGACCUGCAUCACCUGUCUACAAGCCGGACGAGGUCAUUGACCAAUACCUUGACCCCUUCGAGAAGCAGGCCAUACGCCACUUCAGAGGAGGUCACUUUGAGAACUUUGAGGUCCGGUACCACGUUGACCCCAGCUACAACAACAUGAGGGGCCACGAGAGGUCGCGCAGGGAGAAGUAUGAGCGGGAAGUGUCUGAGAGAGUUCACCGCAGACCUAGAACGGCUUCAGGGGGCGAUGAAAGGUACGUCCGAGGCCGAGUGUGGCAGGACGACCGCUACAUGGAGGUGAUGUCGUCCGGGGGGGGCACGCGGGGAGAGGCCGAGGCGUGGGCCGACCCCUGGGCCAGGCGCAAGACUCCCCCCCGCUCCUCAAGAAAAAAGAAAACCUCGCGCACCAGAAGCUAUUCCUCAGGCUCGUCUUCACAUUCCUCGUCAAGGAGUUCCCGGUCUUCGUCAUACAGUAGUCGCAGAAGCAGCAGAAGUGGAAGCAAAAGCAGUCGCACAAGUCUGCCCAGCAGGAGCAGCAGAUCGCGUUCCUCCUCACACUCUCCGUCUCCGGGCCGGCGGAGGGGGAACCAUAGGCUGGCUCCAGGCUCCAGGGCUAGUGAUAAGUCUGGCAUGAGACAGCUCCCAGUGGGAGGGAGGGGAGGAGGGAGACCCCCCAUGGGCCCCACCGGACCCCACAACAGACCACCUUCUCCCCGCAGAGCAGAACCCAGGGACCCCAGGCCACCCAUCCCCAGGAGGCCCAAAGAAAGACCGGACGUGGCAGACAGGGCGCUUGCACCGCGCAGACCUGAACCCAGACCUAACAAGAUGGACCCCAAAGAGAGACCGCUGCCUCCACUACCACAGCGACAAGAACCUAAAUCUUCUGCGAUCGCUGCUAGGGAGAGACCUCAGCCUCCUCCUCCGCUGCAGCGACAGGAGCCUAAGCCUUCAAAGAUGCCGCCAAGGGAGAGAGUCGACCGGUUUGGCCGCAUCCGGAAGGACAGCAACCAGAGCUACUCCAGAUCCCGGUCACGAUCAGGGUCACGGCCAAGAGGAAGACCUGGAAGAACGUUCUCGUCCAGUCGCUCCAGGUCUCGGUCAGGCUCGCGAUCCAGCUCAGCCUCGUCAAGGUCCGUCUCGAGAGGGCGCUCCAUUUCAAGGUCAAGGUCGCGUUCAAGGUCCAGCUUCUCCCGCAGCAGCUCUGCCUCCAGUGUGGGGAGCAGGCGUAGAGGAGAGAAGAGGAGGAUGACCCAAGGGACGGUGUCGUACGGCCAGGCCAAGAGCAAGGCCAUGGACCCCAUGAAGCUCUCAGGACAGAAGCAGCAGAUCAAGCUGACGCUGAAGGGGUCGGCCAUGAGGCGCCUGGAUAAGCCGGUGCUGCCCCAGGAAGACGACAGCGGCGAGUCGGACACGGACGGAAAGGUCAUCCGCAAGCGCAAGCCCGAGAGCCCGCCCCCAGAGCCACCCCCACAGAAGGUCGUGGUACGUAGCCCCCCGGCCCCCAUGCCUGCUGCCCCCCCGCAGGCCAAGAAGCCCCAAGCCAAUCGAAGGGAGGAACUACUCAAACAGCUCCGUGCGGUUGAAGAUGCAAUCGCUCGGAAAAGAACAAAAUUGCCAACCUAGUAUUUUUAGGUACAUGUUAAUUAUCAUGUAAGGUAAGCAGAAAUAAGACCUUAUUUAUAGUGCGUGACUUGGAGCGAGUGCAGUGCUCCAGGCGAGAGGCCGAGGGGAGAGCAGCACAAGGACGGGGCUUCACUCAGGGCUGCCCUGGCCGACCGCAAGCCCAGCUCAAGGUACCAGACUCUGCAAUCUGCGCUCAGGGAAGCAGAACGGGGGCAGGGUGGCCGUCUAGUGCCUGCGUCAUCAUUGGCUGGCCCAGAUAGCUUCUCCCUCGCCCCCUCCCUACCUCCUUUGCUCUCUCCCCUUCCUCCCUGCUCUUAUGCGCUUGGAGUGGAACUUGUGGCUCAGAAAAAGAGGAGCAGCUCAGCCCAGAGAAGAAAAGGAUGAGGAAGAGGUGACCGUUUUGUUGCAUAAUCUGUGGAAAAGGUGGAAUGAAAAUAAGGAAAAUGGACGGUGAUUACACUUCAGUGGCAGAGAAGUGACAGCUAUAGCAAUCUGUGUCUUUGGAAAGUGAAAUGAAUUGCAGAUGCUUGCAAAGCAGAUUUUUUCUAUUCUUAUCUUUUCUUUUGUUUCCCAACAAUUUGUAUAUGUGAUUUUUUAUUUUUGUUUCUAAUUUAUACCAUUUCCAAUUAGGGAGCCGGGAGUUGAUAUCUUUUCCAAGGUUUAUACAACUUCUACAUUCUCGCUCAUGUUGUGUUCCCUCAUGUAUAUAAGUAGGCCUAGCCAUAAAGACUGGAACAUUUAUUGCAUUUUGAAUUUCUCCUGUUGCUGGUAAAUACAGUGAAUAUGGAUUUUAUAAGAGAAAUUGUUGCUGCAAUUUAGCAAGUUACCAGAAAUAUGGAUUCUGCUGCAGAACAUCAUGACGCUUUCGGUUGAUUCUCCCCGUGAAUCAAGUGUCGGGAGGAGCCCAGAUGGUGGAGGCAUUACUGUGCAAUUUGAUCACACUUAUUGUUGCAAAAUGUAAUGAGUUUGAAGUUGCCUUGUCUGUUUGGCCCAGAGAGAGACAAGCAAGAGUUCCUUGGAGAAAGGCUUUUCAAAAUGUGCUUGAUGGCCUUCGUACAUGCAUGGGCCUUUAUUACGAUUGUAAUUAAUACUAUAUAUACUGUCAUAAUUAUUGUUCCUGUUUUAUUUUUUUCACUUUUAUUAGUAUUAUAUAUCUAUAUUUAUUGACUGACUAGAAUGCAGAGUACUUCAGUAUCCAGAUAGCAAUACUAAACAAUUACUGAAAGCUGUACUAAGUUGAGUAUUUUUUGAAGUCUCCAAGGAAAUAUGUAUGUAAAAAAAAAAUAUAUAUGUGCAUAUGGAGAACCUGCAGUUUGUUAUUCAAACCAGAAAUAUGAGUAUUACAGUGUUGCUCAAAGGUGUGCAGGAAUUUGUUUUAUAUUUCUCCCAGUUUGCAACUUUUUCAUCCUCCUCCUAUCCUAACCCUCUGUUUGAGUCUUUCUAUGUCUCUUCUCACCUCCUCCUCUACAUUUUUCAUCUUCCUCCAUCUUCUUCUUCCCAUUCUCUUCCUUCCUUGCUCCUAAUUUGUAGGAAUAAAACUUCAUGAAAGGUUUCACAAAGCCCAUGUCUGCCAGGACGUGACAUUCAUCAACCUGAUCAUUUCCCACACUUCUUUGGAGAGAGUCCGACGUGCAGUUGAGGGAGAUCUUACGGUUUUGCUCUUGCUUUUGAUUGACCAGUUGUAGAUGUGCUUGAAAGUUGUUUAUUAUCUGUUAAUUUUAGUAACCCUUUUUUGAAAUAAAAAGAUAAAGAGUUUUUCUUGAGCUGUUGGUUUCCGCUGCAUUUUAACAAACCCUCUGGUUUCCAGGAGUGUGAAUGUGGCAUCUUCAGAAUGCACUGUCUGAUGAAGAGAUGGUGUUAACAGGGCAAUAGGCCUUGGCUGUAAAAGUGUGUAUUAUCUGUAAAAUCUUCCUUUGUUGUAUGACUUUAAGUAUUUUCAUGUGAACUCAAACAUUAUAAAUGCUUGAAUCCUACAUAUGUGACAGUUGAAAGUUAAGUAUGGAUAUUUUAUUUCCGUCAUAAUGUUACUGGUGUUUUCGUUUUGAUGUGUCAUAAUAGAAAGGAAUGUUCUCUACACGUCACAAAGAAAGAAUGAAUUCAUGAAGUUUCUGACCGUAUAAUCAGCUUGGUCUGGAAACACCUGUUUGCACGAGUGAGUAACAGGCAAUACAUGGGUUUGUUUUCUCACGGGAAAAUUCCCAAAUAGAAAGUAGAACAUUAAUGGACGAGCCACAACAGUCAUAUCAACUAUUGAAGUUGUAAAAAUCCAAUGGUAAUGUAAAAUUUGUAGGAUACUCCAAUAGUAUUUACUUCUUUACAGAUUCUUUUUGGAUAUAAUUACAAAAUUGCUGUUUGUUUUGUGACAUGAUAUCGUAAGAGCAGCCUUGUGUGUCCUCCCUUCCCCUGCAUCAUAUUCACACGAAGGCGAGCGCUGCUGCUGCUCUCGGCUACCUGCACGAGUGCGGCGAGCAUGCGCGCCAGCGGAAGUACCAAGGUGUCUCCCACGCUGAGAGGAAUCAUGACUUGUAUACAUAUUUCUAGCUGAGAGUAUGUAGUCACUAUCAUAAUCCAUAGUCAUCAAGUUAUUACCUAUUGCAGCUCCAGAGUUGUAUGUGUUUCUGCUCUCCAUGGCAGAGCACUUGUCAGAGACGUUCAAAACCUACAAUAAAAUCUAAUUUCUGUAUUUCAUAUGGCAGUAAAAAGUUUCCAGUGGAAAUAAA
Molecule: messenger RNA, 5825 nt
Organism: Penaeus indicus
Lineage: Eukaryota; Metazoa; Arthropoda; Malacostraca; Decapoda; Penaeidae
Product: zinc finger CCCH domain-containing protein 18-like
Exons: 22
Coding region: 88-3105 (1005 amino acids)
Cellular component (GO): precatalytic spliceosome
Molecular function (GO): metal ion binding; RNA binding
Source: RefSeq, a predicted model, not a curated record